GAAUAUAGUGAAAACUAUAUACCGUGCAAGAUGUCGGUGUGAUUGUUGUUUCGUGAUGAACCCAUUAGGCCGAGAAUAUUGUAUUUUAUCCCGAAAUGACUUGCUUGUUGUGGCAAAAAUAUAUUAAAUUUUGGCCUAAAGUAGUGAGUGCAACGUGUUCUAAUAUUAUCCAUUAUCUGGCAAUCAAUUAAUUUUGUUAGUAAAUUUUUAUACGAGACUUUUGUAUUUUUUUUUUUUUUUUUAAUUAUUUUACUUUUAUUUUUUUUUUUUUUUUAAAUAGACUAAUAUUUAAUUCUUGAAGAAGUGUUUUUGUCAGUGUGUGUAACCACCAAUAGAGAUUGAAGAAGCAGUAGGGUCACAAACUGACGAAACCAAUCGACUUUUUUUACACACAAAAAAAAGUAAAUUAAAAUACAAUACGGAGAACGAGUAUUUAUAAAUAUAAAUAAAAAAACUAGUGAAGUGACUGCAAUUGAAUAAAUGACUUAAAUAAAUUAAAUGUAAUAACGUGUUAAAGUGUAGUAUAAAAUCAUAAAAUAAAUAAAUUGUUAUGGGAGCAAAAACAAGUACCGUAGCACAGGCUACGGGUGGGAAUGGACAGUCUUCCACCGGUUCAACAGCAACAAAUGAUUCAACCGCUACGACAAUGCAGGGUUUUUCAAUAUUACGUUCUCUACCUGGCGGUGUUAGCUUACUGCAGCAUCAUAAUCAACAGAAUAAUCAAACACAAUCGUCUCGAGUUGCUGGUGACAAUCGACAACGAGCUAGAUCUUUGAGUUCAGUGCCAGAUUUGUCGGGGGAGCAGGCAGCUAACCUGGCAAACACUGUUGGUUUGAAUGUUGGACAAGCGCUUGGAUUAGGUAAUCUUGAUUCUGACGACGGUGAUGAGGACAGUGGUAGAGUUUAUGCCACCCACAGCUUGCCUUCACACAUCUGGUCUUUCAAUGGUCUCAAAUGCCCUGUUUGCUCCAAAUUUAUUCUACCAGAUGACAUUGAAUGUCAUUUGGUGAUGUGCCUGACAAAACCACGUCUUAGCUACAACGAGGAUGUAUUAGCCGAUGAGAAAGGAGAAUGUGUUAUUUGCCUGGAGGAUUUACAACCAGGUGAUGUGAUAGCCCGCUUACCUUGUUUAUGUAUAUAUCACAAAAACUGCAUUGAUAAAUGGUUUCAAGUAAAUCGCAGCUGUCCUGAACAUCCUGGUGAUUGAUUUGCAGUCGACGAAAUUAAAAGUAAUUUAAACAUAAUUAAAAUUAUAUAUAUUUAAAAAUAAAGUAAAACGAAAUAAACUCAAAAAAAUAAGUGAAUUAAGUAAUUGGUAAACAAACAAAAAACAGCAAUGAAAAUUAAAUGUUGAGCUUGAAGACCAAUUGAUAAAUUGUAAAAGGAGUGAUAGGAAAAGUGAGAUGAGGGGUUAAAAAAAUACAUAUUUAACUAGUCAAGGGUGGCCGCUAGUCUGCGAUGGUGAUUUCUAUUCGUAAACGUGGCGUUCGUUUGAUUAUAAAUAUUUAAAUACUAAUAAUAAUAAUAGUAACAAUAAUAAUAAAAAACUAAAAAUAUAAAUAAAUACAAGACUCGACUUGAAUAAAAUAUUCAUGGUAAAAUAAGUAAAUAAAAUAAAUAAACAAUGGGCAGAUAUAAUUAAAUUAAGAAUUUAUGAUUUUUAAUAAUAAUAAUGGGACAACGCCAUACCCUUCAACAUUACUCUGUUGAAUUAUCUUAUAUGUAUAUGUACCUAUAAUUAUUAAUUGUUGUAAUUAAUAUUAUUAUUGUUAUUAUUAUUAAAUUAACGCUCUAUUGCUUACUACCGAUUGUAUCAUAUUUAUAAAUUUAAUUAACUUAGUUUUACAACUUAAAGUUGGAAAAAUAGUGUUUAAGCAGGAAACCAUUACCAGUUUAAAUCAGUGAACAUAUUACAGUAAUAAUUAUUAUAAUUAUAUUUAUAACUAUAAUUAUCAUUAAUAAUGUCAUUAUUAUUAUUUUAAUCAUACUUUUGGAGUUGAAAAGAGAUGUUUAGUUGAAGAUAUAAAUCUGUUUUAAAACAGAUGAGAUGUAUCUUAUAUAAAUUAUCAUAAUUAUUGAUUUUAAUAAUUUUAAAAAUGAGAUAAUGUAUUGUUUUUUGUUGUCUGUUGGGGGAUGAGUGCUAGAAAGGAUAUUUUUGAUACUUUCAUAAAUGGGAGAGAACCAGGAUGUGAAAGAUAUAUUGAUAUGAAGUAAAGGAUUUGUCAUUAUGCUGUUGACGCUGUAGUUAUAAUAAAGGUUCUAAUUGAA
Messenger RNA from Cotesia glomerata, 2268 nucleotides. RefSeq names its product E3 ubiquitin-protein ligase ZNRF1. The record is from RefSeq and is a predicted model, not a curated record. The transcript is spliced from 4 exons. The coding region runs from base 551 to 1207 and encodes 218 amino acids. Lineage: Eukaryota; Metazoa; Arthropoda; Insecta; Hymenoptera; Braconidae.